Messenger RNA from Entamoeba invadens IP1, 1167 nucleotides. RefSeq lists its product as hypothetical. The coding region runs from base 1 to 1167 and encodes 388 amino acids. Lineage: Eukaryota; Evosea; Mastigamoebida; Endamoebidae. The transcript has a single exon. The record is from RefSeq and is a predicted model, not a curated record.
AUGAGCAAACUAGACAGCUACAGUUUGAUGAUCGUUUCAAAAUACUUCACUUCGUUUACUGACUUUGUGAACACUGUUUUUGUGAACAAAAAGUUUCAAGAAACGAUGGAAAAGUUCCACUUCAAUCCAAUUCCACUCACAAUUCAACAACGGAAGUUUUUCCCCAGUCUCGAGACGUGCUUUCUCUAUUCCAAAACCGACAAGAGGUACAAUGAUGGGUAUAUUGAAAAGCAAGAAAUCUGGUAUAAAAUAAAUUACACAACGAGUUGUCAAGAGUCGCGUAACAUAUGUCGCCGAGUGGAAUACACACAAAGUGAACGACUUUGGAAUGGGAUAGAUAUCCCAACCAAAGUCAAUAUCUUAGGUGAAAAGUGUUAUUAUGGCACAAAAACGUUGCAAGAGUUUCAUGUGAGUUCGUCGAUAUGUGGGUUAGGCAAUUAUUGUUUCGCGUGGUGCUCCUAUUUAACUUCUGUCACUCUUCCCGACAAAGUCACUUCCCUUGGUAACGGCUGUUUUUUAAAAUGUGAGCGAUUGAUCAAAUUAAAAAUUCCUCCGUUUAUUAAAACACUUGGCGAGAGCACUUUUUCCUUUUGUGAAAAGCUAGCCAAAGUGGAGUUACCAAAACAUUUAGAGCGGAUCGAACAGUGGUGUUUCGAUGGAUGUUCUUCACUCAGUACACUUGAAUUUCCUAACACGUUAACUUCUAUAGGAAAUCGAUGUUUCAAACAUUGUCCAUUCACUUACAUCACCCUCCCAGACUCUUUACUCACACUCGGACAUAACACUUUUUCAACUAACGAGUGUUUAACUGCAAUAACACUCUCAACCAAUUUGAAAAGUCUCGGGACUGAAUGCUUUGGGGGGUGCAAAAAGCUCGUUGAAAUAGUUAUGCCUCAAAGCUUGACAAAACUCCCCCAUCGGACGUUUUUCAAUUGUUUCAAGUUACGUGGAGUGACUGUUUCAACCGACUUAAAGAGUUUAGGUGAGGAUUGUUUCCACAAUUGCUCGAAUUUAAAGACCAUUCAGAAUUUACCAGAAGAAGUGGACUAUGCCGUUGGGUGCUUUUUUAAUUGUACGGCACUCGCACUUCCAUUUCCAUCACCACACAAAUGCUUUGGAAAAGCAUCAUUCAACGAUCAACACCUUGCGGAGUUCCAUGGGAUGUGA